GUCUCAGGAUGUGGUUCAUAACAGUGUGGUGUUUCUCCCCACCCCUAAAGCUCCUUCCUCCGUGCACGUGUUCAGAACCUCCCUCCCUCCUCCUACAUGUCUUCCCCUUUUUGUAUUUUGUCUCAUCCCUUCACCACACUCAUGCAGACAUUUCAACUGUGGCUGUCAAUGUUAAGUCAUCUUAACCAGAACCAGACAAAUCAGUUAACAGAGAGAAAAAACACUGUAGUGAUUAUAUUGGCUGAUAAUCAUAUAUUGUAGUAAUCAUUUAAGAGUACAAUGUGGGACUGUAGUGGCUUGACUGCAUGUCAGCAGCUCUGAAGAGUCUCUUCUGAAGCUCGUCCUCUGACCCAUCUGGACUGAACUCUGCCAAACUUGAAGCAGCUCUUGAAUGUGUCUGAAACUCUUCACCUACUGGACAGCUUUGUUUUACAAUCAAGACUCAUCUCUUACCAAAAACAUCAGUCUUUUUUACAGGUGAAUUUCUAACCAGGAAAGUGAAAGAAAACUAAAGGAACAAUGGACGUCACAACAACAACAGCAACAACAACAACAACCACAAACUCAACUGUGUGUGUUGAAAUUGGCCAGAGUGCCAUUAGUGACUUCCUGAUGUCUGUUUACAUCCUGGCUUUUAUCUUUGGUUUGAUCUUCAACGUGCUGACCCUGGGCCCCAUUUGCCAACAAGUGCGGCGGCAAAACGUUCUGGGCAUCUUCCUGCUCAACCUGUCCCUCUCCGACAUGUUUUUCAUCUUCACUAUGCCCCUUUGGAUCAAUUAUUACAUGCAGGACCACCACUGGAAGCUAGGUUCUAUCUCCUGCAGUAUAGCUGGCUUCUUCUACUACUCCAACAUGUACAUCAGCAUCUACCUGCUCUGCUGUAUCUCCGUGGACCGCUGCCUAGUGGUCACCUACCCACUCCGCUUCAAGACCCACCGUACAUCAUGCUAUGCCUGGGCACAGUGUGCCACUGUUUAUGUUAUAGUGAUGGCGCUACACAUCAUGGUACUGGUAUAUGACAAUCUCACUGACCCCCAUGAUGAACAAAACAACAAUGACCGUUGUUAUGAGACUUACCCCAUGCAGGAACCUGUCGCCCUGUUCAACCUGCUCAGAGUGGGCAUCGGCUUCCUGCUGCCCCUGCUGGUGUUGGCAGUGAGCUACUGGAGGGUGCUGGCCACUGUGGGCCAGAGUCCCGGCCUGAGUGCCCAGGCUAAGAGGAAGGUCCGCCUGCUGUCCUUUGGGGUGAUUGGGAUCUUCUCAAUUUGCUUUGCUCCAUAUCACAUUCUCCUGCUCACACGCUCACUAGUCUUCUACAACAGUGAUGACAAAGAAAAUCCUCAAGGAAGUUACUGCCAGUUUGAACAAAAAAUGCACUUUUUAUUCUCAUGUACGCUGGCACUGUCCAGUCUGAACUGCGUGGUGGACCCUGUGCUGUAUGUGUUGGUCAGUAAUGGAGUCCAGGAGGAGGUGAAACUGUGCUGGAGGAGGCGUAAAGUGACACAGGCAGGGAACUGUACUUUGACUUCAAACAACAGAGGAAAGUCUAAUACUAACUUAAUAUGACAAGUAAGCUGUAUUUGGGUGGAUAAGUGCACCUGUGCAUUUGUGUGUGUGUGUGUGUGUGUGUGUGUGUGUGUGUGUGUGUGUGUGUGUGUGUGUGUGUGUGUGUGUAUGUAUGUGCAUACACGAUUAUACAAAAUACUGUCACUGUUUUGUUUUUUCAUCAGAUCAUUGAGGGGCGACCCUUUACAAUGACACUGAGUCUGGUUUGUGGCUGUUUAAAUGCAAGUCUGCAUUUUCAGAGUUAGCGAGUAAGAAGCAGAAAUGUUUACCUCUCAUAAUCAAGCCUUUGUGUACAGACAAUCAAACACCCUUUGAGAGAACCACAUUGUCGCUAUUUUUUCUUUUUCUUCCUCAUAUCCUGCACAGAGUAGAGGAGUGGAUUGAAUAACAGCCGUCUCAGAGCUCUGUAAUUGGAUUGUAUUCCCAGGCAGGUUCUGCUUUCCCAAGAGUUCUUCAGUGGCACUUCUGGUUUGUAGCUGGACACUGCUGGAGAUGAAGAGCACUUGUGCCUUCUUUCCAAUCUAUACAAGGAUUUUGUGAUUGUGAUUGUGUGACCCUGGUAUAGCUAAAGGUGCAUUAACUCUAAAGCAUACCACAAAGAAGGCAUUUAUUAGCAUGACCUUGUGCCUUUAUUGUCUAACCGUCAGUGGUUGAAUGUAAAACAAAAUAAACCAGUUGUUUGAGCAGAUGCUCGACUUUUAGGUUGUUUAUGAAGAAAACUCUUGAUGAUCAAUUUGCAGUAGACAUUUUAUACAUUUCCACAGGGAGGGAAGGCCUUAGGAAAUAAUAAGCCCAUGCGUGUGUGCGUUUGUGUGAGAGACAAGAGUCUAAUAUUUGCCACAAUGUCUAAAAAAGGUGAAGAAGACAGGUAUAGAACAAAGAAAGAGAGAGGAAGGGAGAAAGUGAAUCGACAACAUACUGUUAUGGCUUUGUUUUAUAUUUGAUCCAUUAUUCAUACAGUGGCUCUCUCAUCCAUCAAUAGUGCUAUAGUGCAUAUCGAUUCAUCACCAACUGAGCACUUGGCACAUAACCAGCAUGCACCCUGAGGUUGUUAAGGUUUGUACAUGUUCUUUUCUUUAAGAACCUUUACUGCUGAGUCAUUGGUCAGUAUAUGGAGACAGGGUAUAUAUAGCAUAUACAGCUGUCUCCUGAAAAUCCCACUCAUAUACUACUAAAAUGUUUUAUCUUAGUGCAGUACGCUUUAGUGGAAAUGUGACUGCUGCCUGGAUUAUGUUAACUGGCAAUAUUUUUUUGCAGUCCAUAAUGAGUAGGGGUAAUGUAGUAAAACAAAUGAAAUAUGUUGCAAGUGAACAUUUUGCGUCUUUCAUUAACAAUGUUUCCUUAUUAUAUUGAUAAAAUACGAGUGGCAUGACUUUUUUUCAAACCGUGAUUUUCUUUUAGGGGGACUGGGUUGCCCUUAAGCUCAUUGUUGCUCAGUGUUAAAUACUUAAAGGAUAUGGUUGGUAAAUUAUAUAUUAUUCUUAUUUUCAACAAAUCCCAUAAAAAGACCAAACCCAAUGAAUGAAUAAAUACUAUACAAGUGUAGUAGUGUAGUGUAAUCUGUGUAGUCAAGGCCUGAUGUGCCUUAUUCCUAUGUGCCUCUGUUGUUUUCCAAAAAACAUUUUUAAAAAACAUCAUUAAUGAGCCAUGAAGCCAUGAGCCAUGAGCAAGAAACGUGUUCCUUCAUUAUCAUGAACAUGGAUGAACAUGGGCAAUGUAGUUUAUUUUGAGCCAAUUCCACAUAAAUUAGCCUGCUGCCAGAAACACUUACUAGAGCAUAGUAUGUGUUAAUCCCCCACUGAAAAUAGUCCUAAUAACAAAUGCAAGAUUUACUCCUGUUUGAGUAAUGUUUUCUAAAAAACUACAGUGCCCACAUGUUUUAAGAAUAUAUAUUUUUUUUAACUACAUAUUUGUGACCUUUCAGGUUUUACGUGUUCAGGAACAAAUGGGCCACAGACAGUUUAGGGAAAUUGGAAAGUAUUGAGAGAUGGACUAAUGCAUUGUUAGUUUUGGUCCUCUCAUGGGAUUUGCUGACAAAAAGGAAAAUAUAGAAUAAUGCUAGCCUUGUAAAACAAGCCACGGCUGGGAACGAUUCAUCUGCCACAUCAGAUUCUGGGUUUUCAUCAGGUCAAGAGACAGCUUUGCUUCGGAGACAGUUAAGUGGAAAAAAUUAUAUAAAUUCAUGAGAGGUUCCCAAAAGAUGUCCUUCCAUCCCUUACUCCAUUAUUUCACCUCAAUACUCUUUUCAGUCAAAGUUUGAGGCAAUUUGAACAAGCACUACUUGAAAAAGUGAUUGGACUCCAUAUUUGCAAAUGAUAAAAACACAGUCAAGUUUAAAGAAAUUAUCCAAAGCUGCAGUCCAUCAUCCAGUGGCAUUAGACCCAAGAUAUUACAGAUCCUUUUCCCUAGACUCAGCUUUUGAUGAGCUAUCUCAGGCUGUAGCCAGACUCUGGAAAAUCAAUAUGGUUUCAUCGAUUAGCUGUUCCAACUCAAAACGCAGGGUUGGUCUAAAUGCAUUAAAGCUAAUCUUAGCUAAGUUAUUAUAGUGUUGAUUUGAGUAUUGUGACACGUACAAAAAAAGCGCUCAAUAUAAAGUCAUUUUUAAUUUCCCCUUCCAUGAUGAGCAAUCCAUUCUAAUUAAUAUUUAAAUUGCUGCUCUCCUGUUGUCCGCUGUGUUAUUAAGUGUGUCUUUAAUGAAACACAGUCUUAAUUAUAUCAAACUCAAUUUGUCUAAAUCCUAAAAGUCCCAAAGUGGUUUAUCAUUAGAUUUGAUAUUUCAAAAACAAAUUUAAUUUUCACUGUGUAAUGUAACUACAGUCAUGCAUGCUGCCACAGUUGAAUUGAAUCACCUUAUUCAAACCUAAGUCAUAAAUGUUUUACCUUUGA
Molecule: messenger RNA, 4452 nt
Organism: Sander lucioperca (pikeperch)
Lineage: Eukaryota; Metazoa; Chordata; Actinopteri; Perciformes; Percidae
Gene: gpr184
Product: G protein-coupled receptor 184
Exons: 2
Coding region: 520-1566 (348 amino acids)
Biological process (GO): negative regulation of G2/M transition of mitotic cell cycle; G protein-coupled receptor signaling pathway; G1/S transition of mitotic cell cycle
Cellular component (GO): membrane
Molecular function (GO): G protein-coupled receptor activity
Source: RefSeq, a predicted model, not a curated record